This is a messenger RNA of Wallemia mellicola CBS 633.66, 5651 nucleotides long. RefSeq lists its product as hypothetical. Gene Ontology annotation, molecular function: ATP-dependent chromatin remodeler activity; DNA binding; ATP hydrolysis activity. NCBI's taxonomy places the organism in Eukaryota, Fungi, Basidiomycota, Wallemiomycetes, Wallemiales, Wallemiaceae. The record is from RefSeq and is a predicted model, not a curated record. The coding region runs from base 88 to 5553 and encodes 1821 amino acids. The transcript is spliced from 6 exons.
GUUGGUAGCGGUGGCCUCGCAUUUGGUGUCAUAGGUAAUUGCCUCAUUUCAGGCUUUUUCGUUGUUCGAUUCAAACAUCCAUGCGAUAUGUCACGACUUGAUAAAUUGAUUCAAAUUAUAGAGACUGGAUCUAGUUUAUCAAUAAAGCAAACAGCAGCAAAACAAAUAGGGCAAAUUUCAAAGUUUAACGUCGGCAACGAUGAGAACUACAUUGGUUUAGAUGGUGAAUGGGUAGAAGCUGUCAGAUUAAUCUACAAAAUUCUACCACACCUCCGCUCAAAGAACUGGGAUACCAGAAUAUCUGCUUCACUUGCGAUUGAAUCGAUUCUUAAAUCAUCUGGGACCUGGCGCGUCGAUACGAGUAAUAGUGAAUUACCCCAAGUUAUACAAUCCAAUUUGAGAUUAUUAAAUGUUAAAGAUCUCACACAAAACGAUACGAAACUGUUAGCUUCAACUGGGCAUGAGUAUACAGCCCUUGAAAGAACAAAUUUACAGUCAGCGAAAUCAGAAGCCGCUAAAAGGUUAGGUUUAGGCUUCUUAGAACCAGAUGAGACGUUCGGUUUUAACGUCGAGGAUGAACUCACUGAUCAAGAUCCUCAAGGUUCUCAAGCAGCUUCAACUUCUCAACAACCACCUCCACCUACCUCAGAUACAGUUCAAGAAGCUCCAGCUCAAGAUGAAAAUGCACCCGGUCUCUCCGCUAGAGAAAGGAAUCGUCUAAAGCGUAAACGGAAAUUGGGACAACCUAUGAGCCAUCCUCCAGCUAAGAUCAGAGUACAAGAACCUGCACCGCAAGUUAAACCUGAACCAAUGGAGGAUGUUAAACCUUCACAAGCUUCAUUAGUCGUUGAUCCUGCCGCUAAAGCAGCUGAGAGGAAAUUACAAGAAGAAUCAACACAAAAUCAAUCAAAAUUCCUUGAGAGACCACAAGGUCAUUAUCCAUUUGAAAGCGUAGCUGAUGUUAUGCAAUUAGACCUACUCAGUCCUUCAUGGGAAGUCAGACAUGGUGCUGCUGCUGGUUUAAGAGAAUUAUUCAAAGUCCAAGGCACAGGCGGUGGCAUGAAUGUCGAUUCGAAAGUUGAAGACAACUUAGUCAAUCAUACUGUCUGGUUAGAAAACAUGGCUGCAAAUGUUCUUUGUGUUUUGGUCCUUGAUAGAUUCGGCGAUUUCAUUUCAGAUCAAGUAAUCUGCCCAGUUAGAGAAACCGCUUCGCAAACAUUAGCAUCAUUAGUUUUACAUAUGAGCGAUAAAUCAUCUGAAUAUGUUCAUACCAUUUUACAUUCAAUGAUAUAUCAAUCUCAUGCGUCAACUGAUGAUCAAUCACCAGCAAGGAAAGGCGAUAGCGGGUUUGUCUGGGAAGUUCGUCAUGCUGGUUUACUCGGUUUAAAGUACUUUGUUGCAGUAAAAAAAGACCAAUUAGCUGCAACUGAUAAUGAAAUGCUCAAGAAAGUCGUUGACGCCGUCAUAUUAGGCUUGACAGAUUUCGACGAUGAUGUGAGAGCUGUAGCUGCAGCAACACUCCAACCAAUCGUCGGACUAGUCGUUGAUACUCUCUUUGAGAGCGUACCUCGUAUACUCGAUGCUAUUUGGGAUAGUUUCACACAACUCAAAGAUGAUUUAUGUAGCAGCACAGGUUUUGUGAUGAGUUUACUUGCUCAAUUUAUCGCAUAUGACAGCAUCAUGAACUUGUUGCUCAACCCGCAAGACUCCACUAGACCACCGUUACCGCAACUGAUCUCGCGACUCUAUCCAUUCUUCCGUCAUACCAUUACUUCAGUCCGUUUGGCUGUCGUUAACACACUCAUCACUUUCAUUGAAACUCCCUCAUUACCUAACAAUUGGGUAGAUGAGUCGUUCUUGCGUUUCGUAUAUCAAAAUAUUGUUCUCGAAGAACGCAACGAUAUUCGUACGGCUUCUCUCAAGUUAUUCCAUGUUGCAAUUGACAGUAUAGAAUCUGAAAAUAUCCCUCAUUAUCUCUUUGAUCAUUUACAAGGGUGGUUUGCAAUAGUCAUGACACCAAUCGGUCUACCAAUGGAUAGCACUUUCUUCUUAAAGUCUGGUGGUAUACAUGGUCAAGAUGUCAAUCAGUCUGGACAUAAUGUUGACAAGAACGUUAUGACUCAAGAUUUAGCUUUGGUUAGUGUUGAAAACAUUUUAAGAGGUAGAUAUGCAGCUAUAAAUGCUUUAGCUAGAAUUCUUGCAGAAUGGCCAAUUGAAUCUCAAGAAAACUCAUUCUGUGGUUUAAUUCCAGCUUAUAUUGGUUCAUCUUAUGCCCUUCAUCAGCAAUUAGCAGCGACAUUAGUCGAAGACUGGGCUGUAUUUAGUAAAGUUGACUCACAUAAUAAUACCUUAGCGGCUAUGUUACAUAAACAACUUAGUGAUGUACUCUUGGGUGAUGUGCCUUCAACUUAUUCAGAGAUGGUUUUAAUGUUAUCACAAAUUCGUAAUGAAUGCCAAGUCGUAUAUAGUUCACUCAUUAAUGAUGGCAAAGUAAACAAAGAUCAUUUACCAUCCAUACCCGCCGAGGUAGAUCCAACUGGAACCAUUCAAGGCGCAUUUUCUUUAGCAUUGGCAGAAGAUCUAAUGGGCUCCAUAUACAACGACGCCAGUAGUAAAAUAAGUAAUCGCAAGAAGAAUGCAUUGGGAAUGAUUGAUGAUAGACGCAAGAAAACUAUUAGUACCAUACAAUUUUACAAGACACGUAAAGAUCGUUAUGAUAAUCAAGUAUACUCUGCCAUAGCAGCUGCGGUUGUAGCACUUAGAGAAUUACCUGUUAAGCUCAACCCUGUUAUCAGAAGUAUUAUGAAUAGCAUUAAGACGGAGGACAAUAUAGAUUUACAAAACAGGGCUGCAAAAUCACUCGCAAACUUGGUUGAAUUAUGUAGUUUACCAACUGCAAAAGCAAAUCCAAGUGAUAAAAUUGUCAAAAACCUCUGUGCAUUUGCCUGUCAAGAUGAGAAAGAGACGCCUAUUUUUGCACAAAAUGCCAAGCUACGUGAAGGGUCUUUCACAUUGCAGAUGGAGGAAGCUGAGCAAAAAGCUACAGCAUUAGCAGCACAACAUUCCAGGAAAGCAAUUAAAGAAGACAAAGAAGUUUCUCCUUCAUCGAUUAUUCAAAGAGGUGCGGCUCAAUGUAUCUUGGAACUUGCGAAGAAAUUCGGCAAAGAUCUUUUCACAAAGGUUCCAAAACUUUAUGAGUGUUUAUCUUCGUUCAAGAAUUACGAGAAUGACGUAAAUAUCACAUCAGAGAAAGGUCAAGAAAUUAUUGAUUCUUUCACAGUUUUAAGAAUGACUGUUGAAAGUGUUGAUGCAAGUUUAUACUCUGAAUUGCUUGCAUUAUCAGCAAAAAUAAGUCAGGCUAUUAAAAGCAACUAUGCUGCUAUUCGAUUUGCUGCCGGUAAAUCUUUAGCUAGUAUGUGUAAGAUAUGCACUAGUGAUGCUAUGUUGCGCGUCAUCGAUGAAGUUGUUCCCUUGAUUGCUGAUUCUUCCAAUAUAUGUCAUCGCCAAGGCUCUGUAGAAACAAUACAACAUAUCGUCAGCACACUCGAUACCGACAUUCUUCCAUACGUUCUAUUCCUGAUAGUUCCUGUACUUGGUCGUGUUAGUGACACUGAUGAUGCUGUUCGUAAGUUAGCAACUAGCACAUUUGCUGCUCUUGUUAAGCUUGUACCACUGGAGGCGGGAUUACCCGAUCCAAUUGGUUUCCCAGAAAGACUUCUGGCUAAGCGCGAGGAAGAGCGUAAAUUCCUGACGCAAUUGCUUGAUGGUAGCAAGGUCGAAGAGUACGAAAUACCAAUAAAGGUCAACAUUGAUUUGAGAAAGUACCAACGUGAAGGUAUUUCAUGGCUUGCAUUCUUGAAUAAGUAUCAAUUGCAUGGUAUACUCUGUGAUGAUAUGGGGCUCGGUAAAACACUUCAAUCGAUCACGAUAUUGGCAAGUAUGCAUCAUGAGAGGGCUAUGAAACAUCAAGAAACCAAAUCACCUGACUCUAGACACUUACCUUCAUUGGUGGUCUGCCCACCAACACUUACUGGUCACUGGAAGCACGAGAUUUUAACGUAUGCAAAUAACCUCAAACCGUUACUUUAUACAGGAGGUCCAACAGAAAGAGCUAGACUUCGCAAACUAAUACCUCGUCAUGAUGUUGUUAUUAUGUCAUACGAUGUCGUCAGGAAUGAUAUAGCUGAUUUAGGAAAAGUUAAUUGGUUGUAUUGCAUUCUUGAUGAAGGCCAUGUUAUCAAAAAUGCCAAAACCAAGCUCACAAAAGCUGUUAAAGAAGUGAAAGCACAUCACAGACUCCUCUUGUCAGGUACACCGAUUCAAAAUAACGUAUUGGAGUUAUGGAGCUUAUUUGACUACCUUAUGCCAGGCUUUUUGGGUAGUGAGAAGGCUUUCAAUGAUCGUUUUGGCAAAGUCAUUUUAGCGUCACGUGAAGCUAAAGCAUCUUCCAAGGAGCAAUUAGCUGCUGACAAUGCUUUGAAAAUUCUUCAUAAACAAAUUCUUCCAUUUAUUAUGCGUAGAUUGAAAGAAGACGUUUUGAAUGAUCUACCACCAAAGAUUAUUCAGGAUUACUACUGCGAUCUCUCAGAUCUACAACAGCAGUUAUAUGAAGAGUUUGGAAGUAGUUCAGCUGCUAAUGAGGCCAGUCAAACUGUGAAAACCGAAGAGAAAGGAGGUCAGAAGCAACAGCAUGUGUUCCAAGCUUUACAAUACCUUCGUAAAUUAUGUAAUCAUCCUUCACUUAUCUUUAAUCAAGAGAAUGAAAAGCAUAAGUCAGUAAUACGCAAAUUAGAAUCAAAAGGUGGUAACAUACGUGAUGUAAGCAAUGCACCAAAGCUCUUGGCAUUGAGGCAAUUACUUCAAGAUUGUGGUAUUGGCGAAAGUGGCCAAUCAACUGACGGUGUUACGGAUGUUGACAAUGGAGGUGUAUCACAACAUAGAGUAUUAGUCUUCUGCCAAAUGAAACAGAUGCUCGACAUAGUAGAGAAUGAUCUCUUUAAAAAGCUUAUGCCUUCGGUUUCAUACAUGAGGAUGGAUGGUCAAACACCGGCGGAUAGUCGUCAUUCAGUCGUACAGAAGUUCAACAGUGAUCCAAGCAUAGACGUGCUUCUAUUAACUACACAUGUUGGUGGUCUAGGCUUGAAUUUGACAGGUGCCGAUACUGUUAUCUUUGUUGAGCAUGACUGGAAUCCACAGCGUGAUUUACAAGCUAUGGAUAGAGCACAUAGAUUAGGUCAGAAAAAGACUGUUAACGUUUAUCGUUUGAUUACCAGAGGUACUCUUGAAGAAAAGAUUAUGGGUCUUCAACGCUUCAAGCUAAACAUUGCGAACUCGAUCGUCACUCAACAAAAUAAUAGUUUGGACACUAUGGAUACUGGACAAGUACUUGAUUUGUUCAGUGUAUCCACGGGUGCAGAGCCAGAAAGUGAGGAUAAAACGAGGAAGAAUGAUACGCCUGCUUCCCAAAAGAACGUUUUGGAAGGUCUUGAAGAUCUACCACCUGAGAACGAGUAUGAAUCACUUGAUGUUGACAAUUUUAUCGGUAAUUUAUAAGAACUUCAAAUUAGUAGAAGGACUACAAGCAUUCAAAUAUACUACAGUUUUACAUGAUAAUUUAUUGAUUUUAAAUUUUAUUAUAUCUUCCAAAGUGC